This is a messenger RNA of Triticum dicoccoides, 890 nucleotides long. RefSeq names its product rhodocoxin-like. NCBI's taxonomy places the organism in Eukaryota, Viridiplantae, Streptophyta, Magnoliopsida, Poales, Poaceae. Bases 51 to 533 code for a protein of 160 amino acids. The record is from RefSeq and is a predicted model, not a curated record. The transcript has a single exon. Gene Ontology annotation, biological process: P450-containing electron transport chain. Gene Ontology annotation, cellular component: mitochondrion. Gene Ontology annotation, molecular function: electron transfer activity; 2 iron, 2 sulfur cluster binding.
CGCAUCGCCCCCCUCCUCCCCACCCCAGAUCUCCCACCCCGAACCCUACCAUGGCGAUCGCGGCGCGCGCCCUGCGCCGGCUCCCGCUCCACCUCGCCCCCGCGCUCGCCCGCCCCUUCUGCGCCGUCUCCCCCGCCGCCGCGGCCCCCGCCCCGGCCGCCGCGUCCGCCAAGGUCGCCGACCGCAUCGUGCGCGUCCUCGCCAUCGACCUCGACGGCGGGCGCCGCGAGGUGGUCGGCCUGGCCGGCCAGACCCUCCUCCGCGCGCUCGUCAACGCGGGGCUCAUCGAGGCGGCCUCCCACCGCCUCGACGACAUCGACGCCUGCUCCGCCGAGUGCGAGGUCCACAUCGCGCAGGAGUGGCUCGAGAAGAUGCCCGCGGCCUCCUACGAGGAGCGCUACGUCCUCACGCGCGCCUCCCGCAACCGGGAGCUCAACAAGCACGCCCGCCUCGGCUGCCAGGUCGUGCUCGGCAAGGAGCACCAGGGGAUGGUCGUCGCCCUCCCCGAGCCCAAGCCCUGGGACAUCCCGUAAUGCGGCCCCCUUCCAUGGCGCGAGGCGAGGCGAAAUUGUGCGGCGCUUCGACAUGCCGACCCGCGAGCCUUCCUUCCUCGCCCCUUCCGGUGCUUUCAUGGUACGGAUUUGAUGAAAGAAUAAUGAAUUUGAUGGGCAAAACUUAGAGCUGUUUCUGAAACUUUUAUUUUGUUUGAAUGUGGAUGAUGUAAUGUGGAAUCCCUUGCCAUUUACGUCAGUUUGUUGUUUGUUUUGCUUUGUACAUUUGAUGUAUUAUUGGUUGCAGCUCAGCAUGUCCUCUCUGCACUCCAUUUCUUCCUCGUACUGAAUUUUUAGUGCUUCCAUAGUUAAAUGAGAACUGCUGCCCAUUCUGUAUUA